Molecule: messenger RNA, 1938 nt
Organism: Alternaria rosae
Lineage: Eukaryota; Fungi; Ascomycota; Dothideomycetes; Pleosporales; Pleosporaceae
Exons: 4
Coding region: 1-1938 (645 amino acids)
Biological process (GO): mitochondrial translation; arginyl-tRNA aminoacylation
Cellular component (GO): cytoplasm; mitochondrion
Molecular function (GO): arginine-tRNA ligase activity; ATP binding
Source: RefSeq, a predicted model, not a curated record
AUGGAGGACCUCACCAACACGCUCGCGACGCUCGGCCUCGACAAGGUCCCGCAAGAGCCCAACACAUACCCCGCCCUCAACCCCUUCGACAUCUACCGGAGUCACAUCACCGAGCUGCUCUCGUCCGUCUCAGGCGUAGACAAGCAAAUAAUAUACCCCACACUAGCAUGGACGGCAAAGCCGGAGCAUGGAGACUUGCAGCUGGCCGUACCUGCGCUCCGCCAAAAGAAGAAGGACAUGAAGGCCUUCGCGCAGGAGCUGGCAGAUGCCUUCCCCGAGUCGCCGCUGGUUAAGAAGCCAAUCGUCACAAACACGUCCAUUGGCUUCUUCUUCAAGCCAGAGACGCUCACUUCGCUUGUCCUGCCCAUGGUUCUCAAGUCCAAGGAGGCAUAUGGUUUCAACAAGAACCUCGGCCUAAAGAACCCGCUCGACCCCUCCUCCGGCGCGAAGAAGAUGAUUGUCGAGUUCAGUUCACCCAACAUUGCGAAGCCCUUCCACGCUGGUCACUUGCGAAGCACAAUUAUCGGUGGUUUCCUCGCAAACCUAUACGAGGGCGCUGGUUGGGACGUCGUUCGCAUGAACUACCUCGGAGACUGGGGAAAGCAAUACGGCGUGUUGGCUAUUGGUUUCGACCUCUACGGUAACGAGGAGGAACUCGUCAAGAACCCUAUUGGACACUUGUAUGAUAUCUACGUCAGGGUCAGCAACGUACAACACGAAGAGGCGGAGAAAAUGAAGGCUCUCAAGGCCGAAGCUGCGAAGCUUAAGGAAGAGGGCAAGGAUGCGUCGGCGCAGGAGGCCGAGGUCAAGAAAAUCGAAGCUGAAGGUAUCGACGAGCAGGCUAGGAAGUACUUCAAGGGCAUGGUAGACGGCGAGCCUAAGGCGCUCGGCAUCUGGAAGCGCUUCAGGGAUCUGUCCAUCGAAAAGUACAAGCAAACAUAUGCCCGACUGAACAUUCACUACGACGACUACAGCGGAGAGUCCCAAGUCAAAGAUGAGAGCAUGGAUCUCGCUGCUAAGAUCAUGUGGGAGAAGAAGGUCUGCGAGGACUCAGAGGGCGCUGUCAUUGUCGACCUUACAAAACACUCCAAGAAGCUAGGCAAGGCCGUUGUGAAGAAGAAGGAUGGUACUUCGCUGUACCUGACCCGAGACAUUGGCGCUGCGAUUGAGCGUGUCGAGAAGUACCACUUUGACCGUAUGAUCUAUGUCGUCGCAUCACAACAAGACCUGCACUUGGCCCAACUCUUCAAGAUCGAAGAGCUCAUGGGCAGGAAAGACAUCUCAGACAAGUGCCAACACAUCAACUUUGGCAUGGUUCUAGGCAUGUCGACACGAAAAGGCACAGCCAAGUUCCUCGACGACAUCCUCCGCGACGUCGGCGACAAGAUGCACGAAGUAAUGAAGACGAACGAGACAAAAUACGCACAAGUCAAAGACCCGGAGCAAACCGCUGACACACUGGGCAUCUCCGCCGUGAUGGUGCAAGACAUGAAGGGCAAGCGAAUCAACAACUACACCUUCGACAUGGACCGCAUGACCUCCUUCGAAGGCGACACAGGCCCAUACCUGCAAUACGCACACGCCCGUCUCUGCUCCAUAUACCGCAAAGCCUGUGACGCGGACCCCAGCCUCGCUGAUCUCGAUCUCACAUCCGCUGAUCUGAGCUUGCUGAAAGAAGACAAGGCUGUGGAGUUGGUCCGCCAGUUGGCGUCGUGGCCAGAUACUUUCCUCAACACGCUCAAGACGCAGGAACCCACUACGGUGCUCACGUACUUGUUUAAGAUGGCGCAUGCGCUCAGCAGUAGUUACGAUCACUUGCAGGUUGUGGGCUCGGAGAAGAACGUCAUGAUCGCCCGGUUGGCGCUGUAUGUUGCCGCUAGGCAGGUCUUGUACAAUGGUAUGAGGGUGCUUGGACUCAGCCCUGUCGAGAGGAUGUAG